Saccostrea echinata is the source of this 1528-nucleotide messenger RNA. RefSeq names its product vesicular glutamate transporter 3-like. Gene Ontology annotation, cellular component: synaptic vesicle membrane; excitatory synapse. Gene Ontology annotation, molecular function: L-glutamate transmembrane transporter activity; neurotransmitter transmembrane transporter activity. Gene Ontology annotation, biological process: monoatomic anion transport; neurotransmitter loading into synaptic vesicle; regulation of synapse structure or activity. NCBI's taxonomy places the organism in Eukaryota, Metazoa, Mollusca, Bivalvia, Ostreida, Ostreidae. The record is from RefSeq and is a predicted model, not a curated record. The transcript has 11 exons. Bases 14 to 1528 code for a protein of 504 amino acids.
AUUAAAUUGUACCAUGGGAUGUCCAAAAAGAAUCACCGUUUCCCUCCUGUCUUUUCUGGGUUUCCUAAUCAUCUAUGGAUAUAGGACUGUUAUCACCAUAAUAAUGAUCUACGUCAUAAAAGACAACGACAAUAAUAAGGCAACAUUAUUUAAAGAGUGCACCAUCAAUGGAACAGCGUUUGACCUCCAAUUAGAUUGGAGUGUAGCCAUUUCCCAGUACUUUAAUACCGCCUAUUUUAUGGGACAAGUCAUCUCCCAGCUACCAGGAGGAAUCCUAGCUGCCCGAUUCUCUCCAACAAAACUGUUUGGUGGUGCAAUAUUUAUCAGCGGAGGCUGUUUCUGGGUUUUAGCAUUUUUAAUGAAGUAUAGUCCAGUCGUAGUGUUUGUAACCAGAUUUAUACAAGGCCUUGUAGAGGGUGUUUGUCUUCCUUCCAUGAGUUCUGUGAUGUCCGCUUGGGCUCCAAAGUCGGAACGAACUAGAAUUGUGGGAUUCUCAUACUCAGGUAUCUACUUAAGUAUCACAGUAGCUUCUAUGAUAACCGGUGCCACAACGUGUUACGUCAGCUGGAAUGCUGGAUUCUUUAUUUACGGUAGUUUAAGCAUCACGUGGUCACUGUUUUGGCUCUGUACAAUUUACGACAGUCCAACACUUCAUCCCUCUUUAGACAAAAAAGAAAGUUGCAUUUUCGAGGAAGAAGGUUCUCAUAUUCAAGUUGCAUCUGCAGCUGUGGCUAAAAACGUUCCUUGGACACGAAUCUUCACAUCCCCUCCUGUUUGGGUAUUAUUCCUCCUUAAUUUUACACGGUCUUGGGUUCUUGCUACAAUGAUGACUGAAAUACCUCAGUACUUCGCUGAUGUCUUUGGACUCAACGUGGCAUCGAUUGGAUUCCUAACAGGUUUUCCUCCAAUUCUGAUGGCCGUUUCUAUGAUAUCUAGUGGGAUCUUUUUCGACAAAUUAAUCAAAAGAGGAAAAAUAUCAGUCACUUUUGGUCGAAAAUUGGCAAUUUCAAUCGGGUUUGGAUCUGAGGCUGUCGUCAUCUUAGUUUUGGGUUUUGUCAGAAGUUAUGCUGUAGCGAGUUUCCUAUUAAUAAUAGGGGAAGGACUGGCGGGCCUUGGAACUGCAGGUUAUCAGGUAAAUCCAGUAGACUUGGCACCUCAAUAUUCCAGUGUUCUGGUGGGGCUAGUGAGACUAGGUUUGUUAGGUGCUACCAUAAGUACAGCCAUGGCUGGAGCCCUCAGACAAAAGAAUGCAGAGUCUUGGACACGGAUAUUGGUAAUUACAGGAUCAAUACAUUUGUUUGCUGUGGUAUGUUUUGCUGUAUUUGGAUCUGGAAAAGAACAAGAAUGGGCCAAGUCAGCGUAUACCCAGAUAAAAACGCCAGAAAAAGAAUACAUAAGUACAUACGGAUCUACCUCAGACACCCCACAAAUUAAAACAGAUACGAGUGGAAUAAAAUACAAUAACGAUCAAAAAGGCAAUGUAACUAUUCUAAACAUUUCCAAUCAACAAGAACAAAGUAAAAAGUAG